CGGGUCGGUGGGUCCUCCCGCGGGUGCCAUCAUGGCGGGACGGGGGCCUAGCCAGGUGCUGCUCAGCUCCGGCCUGACGCUCCUGUCCCAGCCCGCUUAUGUACGUCAAGGUGCUGGUGCAGGUGGGAUAUGAACCUCUUCCUCCAACUCUUGGAAGAAAUAUCUUUGGACGACAAGUCUAUCAGCUCCCUGGCCUUUUUGCAUAUGCUAAACACAUUAUGAAGAUUGAUGGAAAGAAAGGACUUUUCACAGGCUUAGCCCCCAGACUCUGUUCAGGAGCUGUUGGGACUGUAGUCCAUAGUAAAGUUUUGCAGCAGUACCAGGACAACGCUGAGGAAUUGGGACCGGCAUCUGGACCGAAAGCAAUUCCUUCCUCCCUCGACCAGGUUAUCAAGGAGACUUCUCGAGAGAUGGUUGCCCGGUCUGCUGCUACCCUCGUCACACAUCCCUUCCAUGUGAUCACCCUGAGGUGUAUGGUACAAUUCAUUGGCAGAGAGUCCAAAUAUUGCGGAGUUUUCGACUCCAUAUCAACCAUCUAUCAGGAGGAAGGCAUCCUAGGAUUCUUUGCGGGCCUUGUUCCUCGCCUCCUUGGUGACGUCAUUUCACUAUGGCUCUGUAAUACGCUGGCCUACCUCAUCAACACGUAUGCACUGGAGAGUGGGGUCUCCACCAUGAGCGAAAUGAAGAGUUAUUCCCAGGCUGUUACUGGGUUCUUCGCCAGUAUGCUGACCUAUCCUUUCGUACUAGUCUCCAACCUUAUGGCUGUCAACAACUGUGGGCUUGCCGGUGGAAUGCCUCCUUAUGCUCCGAUAUACUCUUCCUGGCUGGACUGCUGGUGUCAGCUACACAAAGAGGGAAACAUGAGCCGAGGAAAUAGUCUCUUUUUCCGGAAGGUUCCUUGUGGGAAGACCUACUGUUGGGACUUGAAGAUGUUUAUUUGAAGAUAUCUGGCAGAGACGAUGACAUUUCCGAAGUCCCAGAUAAACAAAAUUAUGGGAGAGAAUGUUGAUUUCUAUACAGUGUGGAGCUUUACUUUUUCUUUUUUUUUUAAUAAUCAGUUAAUCUUGGGAAAAUGAA
Tachyglossus aculeatus (Australian echidna) is the source of this 1077-nucleotide messenger RNA. It is a transcript of the gene MTCH2, whose product is annotated as mitochondrial carrier 2. The coding region runs from base 99 to 941 and encodes 280 amino acids. The transcript is spliced from 13 exons. The record is from RefSeq and is a predicted model, not a curated record. Gene Ontology annotation, biological process: positive regulation of apoptotic process. Lineage: Eukaryota; Metazoa; Chordata; Mammalia; Monotremata; Tachyglossidae. Gene Ontology annotation, cellular component: membrane; mitochondrion.